UUGGACCUGAGUGAGCCUCUGGUCACAGGUCGCUCUCUGGGUCCUGCCCUUCACUCUUCCCUUGGUGGUAGCUACUUGAAGUUGAUGUUUGUGUCCAUGUCUACGGGGAUGGCUUUAGAAGGAGCAUCAUCAGUGCUGCAGCCACAUAUGACCCUGAAGUCUGGUGUCAUCCCAUCUCCUUCUAUGGUCCUGCACCCUCUCCCGCCUGACCCAGUCCCAGUACACCAGCUAUACUGGGAGCCGCCCCCACCACCCUUUGGGAAUGCACCACUUCCUCGGGGUAAGCCCCUGGUGCUUUCCCCUUUCCCCAUGACACCUGUGAUGGCAGGACAUGGUAACUAUGGCAAGCCUGGGGCUGGGCCUUUCAACAUCACGGCCCAAGCCAGGAGAGCAAGGAGGCCAGCAGGGUCCCUGCCCACUCAGAGCACUCUCCUCACUCAGGCCCCAGGCAUGAGGGGUGCCCCGGGGGUCCAGCAUUGGGCUGUGCAGAAUCCUGCUCCCCUGCAGCUGAGAGCUCCCCCCACGACCACCUUCAUGCCUGCCCCAAUUUGGGUGAGCAUCCCAGUUUAUGAAGAGAUGUGGCCCUGGGGCCUCUGUCCCUCAGCCGUACCACCAGUGGCCCCUGCCAUGCCCGGGGUGAACACAGGGCCACCACCACACUGUAACUGCACAGAGUGUGGGCUGGCCGCCUCGCGGGCCGAUGCCUCACCACAUCACACCUGCAAGUCUCCAAGUGUCUAUGAGAACUUCCGGCGCUGGCAGUAUUUGAAGACUCUGCUCCGGGAACACCUUCCCCAAACUCCUGACAUGGAAGCGGUGUCCUGCUUCCUGGUGCCAGUGCUUCGCUCCCUGUCCCGCCGGCAGCCGACCAUGAGUAUGGAGAAGGGCCUGCGAAUAGGUGUUCGGGAAUGGGACCGCACCAGCACCUACGACCGCAUGACAUUCUACGAGGUGGCUAAAGAGUGA
Messenger RNA from Heterocephalus glaber (naked mole-rat), 966 nucleotides. NCBI's taxonomy places the organism in Eukaryota, Metazoa, Chordata, Mammalia, Rodentia, Bathyergidae. The record is from RefSeq and is a predicted model, not a curated record.